Messenger RNA from Colletotrichum karsti, 1605 nucleotides. Its product is annotated as choline dehydrogenase. The record is from RefSeq and is a predicted model, not a curated record. NCBI's taxonomy places the organism in Eukaryota, Fungi, Ascomycota, Sordariomycetes, Glomerellales, Glomerellaceae. Gene Ontology annotation, molecular function: oxidoreductase activity, acting on CH-OH group of donors; flavin adenine dinucleotide binding. Bases 1 to 1605 code for a protein of 534 amino acids. The transcript is spliced from 8 exons. Gene Ontology annotation, biological process: secondary metabolite biosynthetic process.
AUGCCUUUAGACAAAGUUCUGGUAAUUGAAGCUGGAACAUUAGAUAUGUCUGAGGCGGCUGUCAUGAUCCCCCGAUUCUACCCAGGAGCCGCUGGUUUUGCUCCCGGUACACGAUACGACUGGAAUCUCACUUCUGUCCCACAAGAGUACCUUCAAGGACAAACUGUCAAUCUCACGCAGGGACACGCAAUCGGAGGGAGUAGCACUAGCGAAAGCUUCACUCCUUCACCACCUGACCAUGCUUCACUAUACGGCUUGACGUACGACCCAGCUUGCCAUGGCUUUGAUGGCCCGGUACAUUCAAGCUACCUGGCUUGGUCUCACCCGAACAACACAAACUUCCUUGACGCUAUGCAUGGUCUUGGAAUCAGUUCGCCUGUAGACCAAGGUUGCAACCCCUUGGGCGCUUACCUGACGACACAUUCUAUUGACCCCCGCAAUCAGUCUCGGUCUAGUGCCAGGACCGCGCACUAUGACUUUAUUUCCAAGCGGGCCAACUUACAGUUCGCCGUUGGGCACCAAGUCACCAAAAUCAUACUCGAAACCGUUGGUGAAAGCGUCGUCGCCAAAGGAGUCGAAUUUGUCACCGGACCGGAUGCCCCAGUUGAGCGAGUGAUGGCUGCAAAGGAGGUCAUUCUGUCAGCAGGCGCUCUGAGUUCUCCCAAGACUCUACAGCUAUCUGGUGUUGGACCAGCAUCUCUCCUUUCACGCGUUGGGAUCGACGUCUCAGUCGACCUCCCCGGCGUUGGAGCAAACCUGCAGGAUCACCCGUUCGGACUCACGCUUGCAUCAUUAAGCCAGGGUAUUCCGGGUAACUCUGACCUUGAAAACUCAACUUUUGAUAGUGAGCAGCGGGAUCUCUAUUACGCCGAGAGAAAAGGCAUGUCAACUUCAUAUGAGGGCCGUUGGACAGAUACAAUCGCCGAAGCUCUCGCAUUCAUUCCGCUUCACAACUUCACGACAGCGGACAAGGCCAGUACAAUUCUUUCCGCAAUUAACAGCAACUCAACGCAGUACCUUCCGCAGGGUACCGACUCAACAGUUGUAGCCGGAUAUGAGAAGCAGACCGAACAGAUUAUCUCAAUGCACAAGAUGAACAAGACGGCGGCGAUGGAGCUACUCUAUGUUGACGGAGGUCGCUCGGUGGUCAACAUUUUGAUGCACCCUAUGAGCAGGGGUACCGUAUCGAUUGCAUCAUCCAACCCAUUCGAACAACCAGUCAUUGACCCUCGUUACUUCUCUCACCCAUACGACGGUAGUGUUCUGGUUGAAUCCCUGCGGUUCAACAGAGAACUCCUGGCAGCCGGGCCCGUGAAAGCCUUGGGUGCAACAGAAACGCUUCCAGGAAUAGGUGUGCAGAGCGAUGACGAGAUACUCAACUUCAUCAAGGGAGUGACUUCGACGGAGUACCAUUAUUCUGGCACAUGCUCAAUGCUCCCGAAGGAUUUGGGUGGCGUUGUGGAUUCGGAACUGAGAGUCCAUGGUGUUAUAGGUCUAAGGGUGGUUGAUGCUAGUAUCAUGCCUCUCUUGCCAUCGGCACAUACUCAAGCAACGGUGUACGCCAUUGCAGAAAAGGCGGCAGACAUGAUCAUGAGAAACCAUUGA